CCUCCACCAAUGGUCGGCAAGGCUCGAAUCACCCAGCGCAGGUCAUAUGACAGUGGCGGCGAUCCAGCCCGUUCUACAACGGUGGGUGGAGAGAGGGCAUGGAGUACUCACCUUUCAUCUUGUGCAGGUCCUUUCGGGGCACGGCUGCUUCGGAAGGUACCUGUGCAGGAUCGCUGGUAGAGAGCCUACUGAGGAGUGCCAUGAGUGUGGCAGUGCCAUGGAUACGGCGCAGCACACUUUGGCAGAGUGCCCAGCAUGGGAUGAGUCGCGAGAGACGCUCGUGACAGCAGUGGGGCAAGACCUCUCCCUGCCAGCCGUAGUCAGAGCCAUGGCGAACAGCGAUAGGUCUUGGAAAGCGGUAGAGUCCUUCUGCGAGGAGGUAAUGUCGCAGAAGGAGGCGGCGGAGCGCAUGAAAGAAGAUGAUUUGAGCUCUCAUGCCAUCCGUCGUAGGAGGGUUGGGCGUAGGCGAGUCGCCCACGACCGCCGCCUACCCCCUUGAGAGGGGCUCUCGGGCGAUGGACACGGGGAGUCUAUCGCCCGAAAAGAAACCAGUCCCCGAGUCGGGAGGCGCACUAUUGUGUUCCUAGUGUGCCUCAGACGGUGGGUAGGGACUAUAUUGGUCCCCCGAGGAGAGUCCUUAGUAGGCGCCGCUGGCCAGGUUGCGCGAACGUGUUUGGCCCCGUAACCUGACCAUCAGGCGAUGCGUGGAACGCCGUGGGGUUUUAGUCGGUAAAAGUCCGACAUAACCUCCGUGCCUCCCCGGGCGCGGUGGUAUCCAUGAGGAUUUCCCCACGAUAAAAAAAAAAAAAAAAAAAAAAAAAA
Maniola jurtina (meadow brown) is the source of this 822-nucleotide messenger RNA. RefSeq lists its product as uncharacterized. The record is from RefSeq and is a predicted model, not a curated record. Bases 47 to 499 code for a protein of 150 amino acids. The transcript has a single exon. NCBI's taxonomy places the organism in Eukaryota, Metazoa, Arthropoda, Insecta, Lepidoptera, Nymphalidae.